Messenger RNA from Ostertagia ostertagi, 412 nucleotides. The record is from the annotation of a GenBank genome assembly. Lineage: Eukaryota; Metazoa; Nematoda; Chromadorea; Rhabditida; Trichostrongylidae.
AUGAAGCAGAAAGCCUGCUUGAAUGUUGCAGCUAGGCUAGGAUCAGGUAUAAGCGAUCGAUUUGGUGUUUCGGUACUGGAGGGAUGUUUAGACGAACGAAUUCGACUUCUGCUGAGUGAUAUCGUGGAGAAACGCCCGAGGUCAUGCCUCCCAAUGACGAAGGCCACAUUUGUCGAGUUCGAUCCAUCCGGAGUCACAAUGUGCACGUUCAACUGUGAGGAUUCCCAAGCAGACGUGUGUUUCGUUCCAUGUGGUCAUCGUGUCGUCUGUAAGCAAUGCGCCAGAAGUACUCCAUUACGAAGAUGUCCGCUUUGUUAUCAACUUAUUGCCAAAGCCAUUUCGGAUGGUGUCGAGGUGCAAAUCGGUGCUGCACUUUCAAGAACUGCUGUCGUAUCCGAAGAAGAGCAGCGUC